Molecule: messenger RNA, 3161 nt
Organism: Tribolium madens (black flour beetle)
Lineage: Eukaryota; Metazoa; Arthropoda; Insecta; Coleoptera; Tenebrionidae
Product: dnaJ homolog subfamily C member 10-like
Exons: 12
Coding region: 261-2618 (785 amino acids)
Source: RefSeq, a predicted model, not a curated record
UACACUAGCCUUCUAACCAAGAACCGGAAAAAGUAAAACAAAAAUUUAUGGGGUUUGUAAUGAAAAUAGAACAUUUAAGAGGAAACCGGAGGAAAUCAACAAGGAUAUAUUGUAGGAAGUAAAGUGGGUGUCGUGUGUUUGGAUAAGCUUAAAGUGUUACAAAUUAUCAAAGUUAAUUGGCUUAUCAAAAGAGUUUUAUUUUUAAUUAAUAUACCAAUACAGGAAACGUUUUGUUGUUUAAAAUUACGAAGUAACAAAAAAUGUUUGUUUGUAAAAACGCAGUUUUUUUAAUUAUUUUUAUCGGUUGCUAUUUUGUAAAUAUUUCUGGUAAUGAAAAUGAAGAUUUUUACAAAUUGCUCGGAGUGCCUAGAGAUGCCACUGUUAAAGAGAUUAGGAAGGCUUUUAAAGUUUUAGCUGUAAAAUUACAUCCGGAUAAGAAUAAGGAUGAUAAAGGGGCUGAUCAAAAAUUUAUUAAAAUUGCUAGAGCUUAUGAGAUUUUAAAAGAUCCAGACACACGUAAACAUUAUGAUUUGCAUGGAGAUACUGAGUCUUCACAGAAAAAACAUCAGUAUCACAGUUAUACUUAUUACAGGGACCAAUUUGGGAUUUAUGAUGAUGAUCCCCUUAUUGUUACGUUAAGCAGGGCUGAUUAUGAAUUGAACAUUUUGGAUGCUAGUCAGGCUUGGUUUAUAAAUUUCUACUCACCUAAUUGUCACCACUGCCAUGAAUUAGCCCCAACUUGGCGUAAGUUGUCUUCGGAAUUAGAGGGGGUGAUUAGAAUUGGUGCUGUUAACUGUGAAGAUGAUUGGUCUUUGUGUUACCAACUCAGUAUUGAAUCUUACCCCACUUUGCUCUAUUAUGAGAAAGAGGCUCACCUUCACGAGGGCCAGCGUUAUUAUGGCCCUCGAACUCUUGAUGAAUUACAAGAUUACGUUUUAUCGAAAAUAACUGUUAGUGUAAAAAAUGUGGAUAAAGAAAAUUGGGAACGUGAUUUAAGGAAGCAACAAUGGUUGCUGUUUCUUUGUGCAGAGGAUAAUCCAAAUUGUCCUGAACACGAGACUAGACUCAAACUGGCGGCUAUUUUAGACGGUUUGAUGUCAGUUGGAGUUGUAAAAGAUCUGGAAUUGUGUGAUAAAAUUUCUCAUACUCAUAAAAGUAACCCUAUAGUAUUAUGGCAAGUGGAUAAGGAGAAGAAUAGUGAAUCUGAAAGUUUUGCAGUUUUGCAUAAUGUGGAAGGAUCUGAUAGUAAAGAAAUUCUUGACAAUAUUUUAAGUAUUUUACCAAACCCUGAAUCGUUAAAUGAAGAACAAUUCAAGGAAAUUAGAGCGAAAUUACGUAGCGGUGAUGAAAAUCCUUGGCUGCUUUGUUUUUACCUCGGCACUGCCACAGAUUUAAAUCUACAACUCAAACGUCUUCCAUCUAUGAUUCCUUCUAUAAAUAUAGGUUUGAUUCAUUGUGGCAAAAACUCGGCUCUUUGUUCGAGUCUCCACAUCUCGCGUUACCCAAAUUGGGGUAUUUUGAAAGUAGGCGGCGCUUUUGAGCUCCACCACGGCCGAGACGUCCUCCACGAACUUUCAGCUUUUGCUAGAGACAGCAGCAAGGCCCAAAACCUGCACGCAUUGUCCCCUGCUGAUUUCUCAAACAUUGUAAAUGGCAACAGCGCAUGGUUUGUUGACUGGUACGCCCCCUGGUGUCCGCCGUGUCGGCGUCUCAUGCCCGAAUUGCGAAGGGCGAGUCAUCAUUUCGCUCCAAAUAUUGUCCAAUUCGGGACAGUCGACUGUACUUUACACAGGAAUUUGUGUUCACAGAAUGGAAUUUCGUCAUAUCCCACAACAAUCUUGUAUAAUGGAACCCGGACGCAGGUGUUUCACGGGACGCCAUCUGAAGAUGGGAUUGUCGAGUUUAUUUCAGACAUGAUAGCGCCAUCUGUUAUUGCAUUGGAUGACACGUCUUUUGUCCAAUUGAUGCGAAAGCCGGAAGAUGAAAUUUGGGUUGUUGAUUUUUUCGCUCCAUGGUGUGGGCCGUGCCAGAAAUUGGCUCCCCAGUGGCGCAAGCUUGCCAAACAAUUGACUGAGUUUCCGCAAAUUAAAGUAGCACAAGUGGAUUGUGUCGCAAAUUCGGAUUUGUGUAACGCACAAAAUGUUCGGAGUUAUCCGACGAUUCGGGUUUAUCCCUUGGGGAGUAAGGGGAUGAAUACCGUUGGGAUGUACAACGGCAAUCGCGAUGUUGUCUCACUUAAACGCUGGGUUUUAAACUUGAUUCCUUCUCCUGUCGUUUCAAUGGAUGCUGAAAUGUUUAAAGAUCAAAUCCUUACAAAGAAGUUUAUGACGCCAUGGCUUGUCGAGUUUUAUGCACCGUGGUGUGGUCACUGUACACAUUUCGAACCCGAAUUUCGAAAAGUUGCAGAUAGAUUAGAAGGUAUUAUAAGAAGUGCCAAAGUCGACUGCGAGGCCGAAAGAAUGUUUUGCGGCAAUUUACGUGUCAAUAGUUAUCCUUCACUAUUUUUAUACUUAUCUCCAACUGAAAGAAUUGAAAUUGACACACAAAACGUCUCUGAAAUCGUUAGCCAAGUCAAGAAUUUAAUUAAAAACAGACACUUACAACACGACGAACUUUAGACUAUAGUUUCAAUGUCAAAAAUUAUGCAACACUGUAGACCAUUUACUUUUUAUUUGUGACUUUCUAAAAUAAAUAAAUGUUUUUGCUAAGUUUUAAUUGAGAACAAAUUUCGUAAUUUUAACGCAAACUUUGUAUUUAUAAAUUUGUAUGUCUUAGUAGCCGGUCGCUGGCUGAAAGAUUUGAGAUUUGAGAGAAAGAUACCGGAUUUAUAUGAAUUUGAUAUGAAAAUCCGGUGAAACGGCCAGCGAUCUGGUUUUUAUAGUUCCAAAGCUUUAACCAAAACUCAGAUACGUAUCAAUAUAUAGGCUGUGUUUGAAAUGCAUGUUGUAAAUGGUGAAAAAUUUGUUUUUGAGUUAAAAAUUUUGGUCAAAAUAAUUAUGGUCUGUGUCGUCGAUACAUGCACCUCUAACACACCCUGUAUUCGUAAAAGAGGUAAAUAGGCAUAGUGGAAAGUAUUGCUAACUCAAAAACGUGUGAUACAAUUUAAUAUUUUUGUACAAUUUGUUUUCUAAACAUGAAAUAAAAAUUGAUAUCUUAAUCAA